UUCAAAUUCAUGCCAUUAGUUUCUUUAUGUAUCAAAUGUCCUUCCUACAUUCCAAAGAUACCAUCUGAACCACCCGAAUUCACAAUUCUUAGAUCUCAUCUUAAAUACGUCACUGAAAAAAUCUUAUACCGUGACGAUGAUGAAUAUUAUAACAUAAAAGGUUGCAAUUGUCGAAUAAUUCAUUAUCCUAUAGCAAUUGUUUAUGCUGCCAAUGUUUUAUAUGUACAAGAAUCAGUAAAUUGCGGUAACCAAUUGGAAACUUCAGUAGUCGCAAGGUCAGGUGGACAUUCAUAUGAGAAUUAUAAUUUAAGAGGAAGAAAUAGGGUGCUAAUGAUGGAUGUUGCAAACUUUGAUCAAAUCGUAGUUGACGAAGAAUCCCAGACUGCAGUGAUAGGGUCUUGUUCAAACUUUGGAAUUGGUGGUCAGGCUACUCCGUAA
This is a messenger RNA of Acaulospora morrowiae, 438 nucleotides long. The record is from the annotation of a GenBank genome assembly. Lineage: Eukaryota; Fungi; Glomeromycota; Glomeromycetes; Diversisporales; Acaulosporaceae.